GUUUUGCUUCUUCUUUGUGGAAUAGUUAGGUUUGUAAAUAGUCAGAACUGCUUCGAUGCUGCAAUACAACAUGACAAGUACAUGGAACAUCAGGCGUUCAGGAAGCUCGGGAGUCCGUCUCUGUAUGACUGUGCGUCUGAAUGCCUUGCGUCCUCUGUAUGUCUCUCCUUUGGUUUUGAACACAAGACACGUACAUGCCUUCUAAACAGAAACAGCAGUGCUCGUGUAAGCAUUUCUCCAAGAUCUGGGUUCGACUUCAGUGAUAUCCAACACUGGCCCAAGACUCUCGCUGGUCCCUGUUUAGGAAUGUCAUGUCCCCUGACCACCAGCUGUCAAGUAGAUCGACAUGGCCGUGCAAGUUGUGUUUCAGAGUUUCGGGGCUGCGGGCAUCCUCCUGAUGUAUCCGGGGCCAGCGUGACCCAUGACGGACUCUACCAGGGUGCUGUGGCAAGGUAUUCAUGCAAGAAGGACUACAUCUUCUGUCAUCAGAGAAACACCAGUGUCUGUCAAGCCUCUGGACAGUGGGAGAAUGUGGCAAGUCUCUGCGGAAAGUUCAGAUGGAGGAAUCCGAGUUUGGACAACCUGUAUGAUCUGCCAUGUGGACCACAAAGCAAGUUCAAUGUCGUUGUCUUGGCUACUCCAACCACAGCUUUCAGGUGUUCCGUGGCGCUGGAGGCAGGUGAGGACGUGACGUUGCUUUCAGAAUUCAGAUUUAACUUUGGAUUGAAAAGGAACGUGACAGUUAUCAACAGCAAGUUUCACCAUCGUUGGGGUAUUGAGGAGAUACGACCGCUUCCUUUAACUGUAGGAAAGGAAUCUGAGAUCCAAAUAUCUCUGAAUGACGGAGAGUAUAAGCUUGUGGUGGAUGGUGUUGUUGUGAUCAACUUUCCUGAGAGACUCCCGGGGAAACAGCCUAACCGCAUACAUCUGAAAUAUGACUUCAUUGUACGUUUAAUGGAAAUCUCAAUCUGAUUCACAAGGACCAAGAAAGAUACACACACUUGAUGCAUACAUGUAGGUCUAUAGCUUUGGAUCUGUGGGGUAAAACUUUAAAAUUGUUGAUAUACUUAAUACAAACAAAUUGAUUGUGUCAACGGUAACCAACUAUGCAUAUUAAAAUAAUGUAUCCUUGGCUGUAGGAGCUUCGCCCCUGCCUGUCCACUGAUCAGUAUAAUUGUACAAUAACUACUGUACUGGGACUGAGGCGUUUGCCCUGAAGUAGAAAUAUACAUGACUUCCUAAAGCACCGUUAAUCGCCGUGCAGAGUUGUGUUCUUUAAGCGUGUUAAAAACAUCACUCGUUAGUUCGAAUGACAGAUUCACCUGAUUAUGUCCCUUCGUUUGUCAGCCCA
This is a messenger RNA of Haliotis rufescens (red abalone), 1351 nucleotides long. RefSeq lists its product as uncharacterized. The record is from RefSeq and is a predicted model, not a curated record. The transcript is spliced from 6 exons. Lineage: Eukaryota; Metazoa; Mollusca; Gastropoda; Lepetellida; Haliotidae. Bases 82 to 972 code for a protein of 296 amino acids. Gene Ontology annotation, molecular function: carbohydrate binding.